Messenger RNA from Mytilus trossulus (common blue mussel), 3670 nucleotides. RefSeq lists its product as uncharacterized. Lineage: Eukaryota; Metazoa; Mollusca; Bivalvia; Mytilida; Mytilidae. The record is from RefSeq and is a predicted model, not a curated record. Bases 515 to 2173 code for a protein of 552 amino acids. Gene Ontology annotation, biological process: homophilic cell-cell adhesion. Gene Ontology annotation, molecular function: cadherin binding; calcium ion binding. The transcript is spliced from 12 exons. Gene Ontology annotation, cellular component: membrane; catenin complex.
AAAAGUUCCUCUUAUACAUUGUUAUGAUACUCUUCGCUUAAUCCGAAUACAUUUGAAAGGUGUUCGUUUUUAACUGAUGAAUCGAAUACGGUAAAUUGAAAUGAAAAAAAAAAUGUAAAAAAUCUUUUCAAUUAUUUUGAGGAUGUUUUUCUAAGUAUGUGUUCACCGAAAGGUCGUUAGUACAGUAUAUUAACAUUAUACACUUAUUUGCACAAGAGAAAUUGUAUGUAGUUUCGGACAAACGUUUUGUAAUCUUCCGGAUGUAUUAUCACGUCGAAGCUGUCAAACUAAAUAAACACUUGGAGAGGGUAGGCUCUAGAUAUCUCUGUUACUAGGAUUGUAAAGCAGUUUAAUUUUUAUCAAAACAUUUAAGCUACAAAACAAUCGGAUAAUAACGUGUAGUGUUUGUGACUAAUAUUGUGUUUGGUUGUACCUCUGUAUGAUUUAGGAAAUAAUUAAAGAUUUCCAGUUUCCGAUUUCGACUAUGAAUAAGCUUCCAGUCUAGGAGAUCGGAAUGUUUCGUGAGUUUCUAUUGGUAUAUUUUGUACUAACAGGAGUUUCAAAGGUUUUGUGUAACUGUGGAACAUUCAUAAGUAAUAUUCCCGAAGUAAAAGCUGUAAACGAGACUCAUACAGGUGUCAUUUGGAAUGUUACUGUAGAUCCUUUGACAAAUUGGACAUUUCAUGCUACAAAAGUGAACAGUUAUGACAUUACUUCUAAUUUGGAUUUACAAAUGAAAGUUGAGAAUUAUUUUAAUUUUACUAAAACUUCAGACACUAGUGCGUUUCUUUCAUUUAACAUUAUAAAUAAUUCUCUAGACAAGGAAGAUGCCUUUUGGAGGAAUACAAGUAAAGGCGAACUUAAAGAAAUCCAUUUUAAAGUUAACUGCUUUGGUUCGGACAACGUCCCAAAGGAUAUCAGAAUUAUCAUCGAAUCUGUGAAUGAAUUUCCUCAGCAUUUCAAUACUUCGUUUCCUAAAAUAAUUAAAGUUGACGAGAAUACGAAAAAUGAGACGUCAGUGUUGAAUAUAUUCCCAUACCUAAUUGACGCAGAUAUUCCUACACCUCAGUUGAAAGACUUCACCUAUACAGUAAAAUCAAGCAAUGGUCAGAAUGAUGGUACACCAUGGUUCUACAUACCCAUUGCAUCCUCGGAUAACCUUCGAGUCAAGGCAUCUCCGGACUUUGACCAGCUUCAUAAAAAUAACAUCAGCAUUUUAACUUUAAUAGUUGUAGUCAAGGCGAUUGAUGAAUCUGGUUUUGAAAUAAACACUACUCUACAAAUAGAAAUAGUUGAUGUCGAUGACUUGCCACCAUCUUUUCAGUAUCCUGGAUGUCAAAACAAUUGUUCAGUUACUCCAUAUGAAGCAUACACGGGACCUUCUUGGCGGGGACCUGUAAAAGUACAACCAACAGAUAUAAUAGCAAAGGAUCAAGAUUCUCUCGGCUCUAGUAUCAAGUAUAGCAUAAAGAAAUCUCCAAACAACUAUCAUUCUAGUUUUGAAAUCGACCAGAGUACCGGCGUCAUAACACAGAUUGGCGACGUGCUCACAAUCAAUGUUUUGACAAUUGUUGCAACAGAAGAUACUGCUAAUGGAUUCUCGCAGACUGCAACAUUAUUGAUAAGACUUAGUAAUGACUCUUCAUACCUUCCCGAAGCUUCUAAGGUUAAGGAUGAUUCAACCAAGUUAAGAUUGAUAGCAAUAGUCGUUGGUGCUAUUUCCUUGGUUAUUAUAGGAAUUCUCAUAUUCCUUGUGAUAUUUGUGUAUAAACGAACAAAGAAGAAAAUGACUGUUGUUCCUAAGGAACAGUCACCAAACACAACCGUUGAGGACCUAGUAUCAGAUAGACCGUCAACUGUUGAUGAGAAAGUAAAUAAUUGGAAACAGACUAUAGAUCCAAUGCAAUGGCCGACGGUCACUAGCAGACGACAACAACUUGAUCCACUUCAUUUGAGGGAUGAAUCCACCGAAACUGAAGAAAGUAGUAUAAAGAAGAAAAGACCUAGGAAAAAGAAAAAGAAACUAAUGGAAAUAUUUGAUGGAACAAAACAAUAUGAUGGUAAAGCUGAUAUUGAAUUUUAUAUGGAACAAAAUAAGAAAAAAAUAAAGCGAUCAACAAAAAGUAAAAACAAGAGGCCUGAAACUGGACCUUUAUUUGUCAAAAGUGACUAAGUAAUGAUAUUGAUCAUAUAUAUUUUUAACGCAUAAUAUAUAUUUUAUAAGCUUCUGAAAUGUCCAAGUUAUAGUAUUAUUUCAACCAUAGAAACAUUAAUUUGGUAAAUGUGUUUUAUUCAAUUGGUACAAAAGUCAACGAUCAUUCGGUUUGUUUUUAUGUUGUUUUAGUGUUUGGGUAGGUUUUCCCCCCGAGACAAAGUUUUUUUUCAAACUUAACAAAAAAAGAAAUAUUUUUACAAUGACAUUUAGGCACACAUUUCAUGUUCCUACUUUUUUGAGCUGUGUACUCACUAUUAUGCAUCUGUUUAGGAUCAACAAUAUUUCUAAUGAGAAAAUAUGAGGUAAAUGAAUCCUGGUUCACACAUUACAUGUUUCGUACAAGGCGUACCCCCCCCCCCCCCCCCCCAAAAAAAAUACAUAGAAGGAUGUUAUUUCUAUUUCAACUUUACAUUAUGUUAUAUGCAGAUGAUGAUCUCCCUGCAUAAUGGUCUUGUAUGCUGGUUGUUAAUCUACCAAAUUGAAAUCCUGUGUGUAUACAGUCAUACAAGCUUCGUCCGCAGUCGCCAGUGUGGCAUAUUUAAGUUGCUUAAAUUAUAUUUUAAUUGUUUCUAGAUUUUAUGUUUUGAGAAUCUGCUGUCACUUUUCAUUUACAUUGAGCUUAAAUCAUUUUUAUAUAUCAUCAAAUUAUAUGAGAUAUUAGUUAGUCACAGAUCAUUUCUACAGUAUUAAGAUAUAUUCACUUAAAGUUUUUAACUAGAUAUAUAUAUAUAUACUAUAUUAUGCCAAGCAAUGCAUAGUUCAUCUGGUGACUGAAAAAUAACUAACGACACAAUUAUUUCCUAUCAUAUAUUUGACAAUGAUUAACAGUUUGAUGCAUAUUAGGACAAAUGAUUUCUGUACAAGUUGAAAAUAAUCAUGGGUUGAAUUAUUUAUCUAAAUUGGUGCCAUUUUCAUGUCGAAAUUAAAUCUACUGUACAGACUCUUUAAAAUGUAUUUGCCCAUGAAUAUUAAUUUUGAAGUACUUCACAGAACAAAUAAUAUAUCUUAACCCCAUUUGCAUUUUUUUCUUUUGAAUAAUAUGAAUUUAAUGAACCGAUUUACAUUCAAUAUUGCAUAUUAAGCACAAGUAUUAAAAAGACAAAAAUUGGAUUGGAAACAAUUGAAAUGGCACGAAAACCAACAUUAGCGCUAAUAUGCAUCAAACUUCAGAGGAUAUUGGAAAAGAGCAAAUACAAUCCAAAUUAUUCACAUGACUUUAAUUGACUAAUUUCCCUAUUUUCAGAGUCAUCAAAUGGACUAUACCAGUUGUGAUUGCCAGUAUUAUGAAUGAUAAUUUCAGUGCAUGUUAUUGGGAGUGGAAAAUUAAGAUCUGUUAACCCAUAAAUGACAUUGUUUGUUAUUUAAUUUUAUAAGACAAAUAAUUUAAGGUUUAUUUUUAUUGCAUUUAUUGUAUUUUUAAUUUAUUAAUGUCUGUAAAUAAAACGUAUUUUUGUA